This is a messenger RNA of Blepharisma stoltei, 2584 nucleotides long. NCBI's taxonomy places the organism in Eukaryota, Ciliophora, Heterotrichea, Heterotrichida, Blepharismidae. The record is from the annotation of a GenBank genome assembly.
AUGAAUAGGCAAAGACAAAAAGACCAAGAAGACAUCUUAGAGUAUUUAGGAAGCGAAGAUUUAAGCAAGAAAAUAGAAGGCAUUGAAAUUUUAAAUAAUGUUAUAAAUAAAGGAAAUUUGGAAGAAAAUAUAGAGCUACUUCAAUCGCUAACUGCUAUUGAUGACCCAGAAUCCGCACCCUUAUCAAAGUUUAUUGAUUUUCAAAGCAUAAUUUGCUCAGUGAUAAAACAUUCUUCACCAGAAGCUAGAGAAAAUUUCAUAAGGAUGUGUGGGGACAUCUUGACAAAUCAUCAAAAUAAAUAUGAUCUUGAGAAGUGGCUCAUUCCCUACCUUAUUAUAGGACUUUUUGAUAAUAACGAAACUGUAAGAGAAACAACCUUUGAGAUCAUAGAAGAAAUCGGUGCUAUACAUGAAAGAGAAAAUAACGAAAUAAUUAGAGAUCCCAGAGGAAAAGGGCAUAAACAUAGUUUAUCAAUACCAAACCCUAUUAUAAAACGGCCUAGAGCAGGUGCUAGAUAUUUAUUUCGAAAGCAUUUUGACAAGCUUUAUGACAGAGCUGUGCAAGAAUUUUCUGCAUGAAAUUUAAGUUCAAAGAUUUUUUCAGCCAAUAUUCUGAUUACAUUAAUUGUGUAUACAGAAGACAGAAUGAGCCAAAAUAUUGAGUCUUUUUUGAAUUUAUCAAGACUCAUUAUUGAAAAUAAUGAAAAAGUUGAAAUUUUAGAAAAAAUUGAGCUUGGCUUAAAAUUGCUUGGAAGAUUUUUGCAAAUUGAUACAUAUUUGCCGAUUGUCCUUAACUCUUUCAAUUCAAUGUAAUAUUAACGUAGUCAGCAAGAAAACUGUGGGUGCCACAUAAAUUGCUUUUCUAGCUCAGCUAGGCCUCAAACAUGAAAUGGGGAAACAGCCCUUGGAAUUUUAGCUUUGCUUCUUGAAGGUCACUUAGAAACAGCAAUCCACCAAAAAAAGCUUGACCCUCAAUUAGAAACUAUCAUUACAACUCUAUACAAUUUUUCCCUUAGUUCAAUGAUAGGCCCGCAAGCUCUUAAUUGCUUAAAAACAAUAGAUACUUUGCUUGCAAAAGUUUAUGAAAAUAUCAAUGAUAUUAAAGAUUUUACUGUUAUAAUAGAAAACUCAACUGCUAUUUUAUGAAUAGUUAUUCAUUGCGAAAGCCUUUCACAAUCCCAUUCUAUUGUAGAAAUGGGCAAUAAUUGUUUUGAGACAAUGAAUAAAAUCUUAUUGAAAAAUGUUUUUUUGAAUUGUGACAAACUUAUUCCUUUUGCAGCAUGCAUAUGCGAAAUGCUUAAUGGACUGCUUGCGAGUUCUGAUAUAAAAAAUUGAAACACAGAGCAUAAAAAGGUAAAUUACUAAACAGUGAAUUCACUUUAAAAUAUUGGUGAAUAAACUUAAUGGUCUUUCUUUUAACGAAAACAAAGAAACAGCAGAGAUUAUCUUGAAUAUUGUGCAAAAAACAAUUAGCUAUAAAGGAAAGCAUGAAUUACAUAAAGAGUGCUUGGGUUUGAUUAGAAAUAAAGCUUAUGACUUUUCUUCAACUAUAGAUGCAAUCAUUGUUCAAUGCCUUUCCCCAAAAACAAAGUCUCAUGAAUUAAUUUCAUAUAUGAGACAAGAAGCCAUGCUAACUCUCAAUUCUUAUAAAACUCAUGGCUUUAAUUCAAGGCUGAUAUGAAAACUUAUAAAAUGCUUUGAUGAUAGCCAAAUGACUGUAAAAAUGCAAGCGCUUGACGAAAUAAGCAGAAUUUUUUCAAAUGCAUCUAGCUUUACAAGAGAAAGCAUUAUUUUUAUCACUUACAAAAAAACCCAACUUUUCCACUAUGCUGUAAAUAAAAUCCUUUCAAUUUAUGAAAAUCAGGCUGGAAAUAUUAAAGCUAAAGCUUUAAAUUGUUUAUUAAGUAUUGUUUCUGCUAUUGAAAAUCCAAAAGAAGAAAAUUUUGAAUUGCAGCACAAUAAAAAACUUAAAAGCUUAAAUUCUAGCUUUGGAAAAGAUUUAGAGUUUAUUGUAAAUAAGUUGUCAAGAAGUGUGGUUGAUCAGAGUGACUGCAGAGAGGCUGCCCAUAAAUGCAUUUUAGCUGUUAAGAUGAUAAGUAAAGCUUCUCUAGAAAAAAUAGCUAAAUCUCCUCUUCAUUAUUUUGGAAAUUAAUUUCUUUGGUUAGCAGGCAAAAAUAUUUUUAAUGUAAUGCUUUUGUAUAGGAUAUAUUUUAAUAUAUAUAAUAAUCAAACCUCAUGAAAGUUGCAUUAAAUUUUGACAACCAAUUUCUAAAGCAUAAAUUCUAUAAAUUAAAUUUCUUUUGAAAUAUUUUCACAUUUGCAUUUUUAAAACAAAUUUUUUAUAUUAUUUUUAAUAUAAAUUUUUUAAAUAAAAAGUAACGAGCAAAAGAUAUUAGAAGGAGUAAGGAGGCACUAGAAAGAAAUGAUAAUAAGACUUGGGAAUAUAUUUGUAAAUAAUUAAAUUAGCCCAUAUAGGCUCUUUUUAAUAACCCAAUAAUAGUUCUUGCUCUGGAAACAUAAUAUUUAUUUUGAUGCCAAAUUCAAAUUAGCAUAGCAUAUUGACGCUGUAAUGAACAUCCCAUAG